UCGACACACCAAACAGAAAUGGCGGACACCGCGCACGCAGCGAUGGAGUCGGACGGUUGUUUAAACCCAGAAAACAAAUCAGAGAUGGAGACGCUAAAAUCACCAGGGGACGAAAAGGACGGAGCUAAAGAGGAAUGCACAAAUAUCAGCGAGGAUCCGUUCAAGAAGCCGGACAUUUUCGCUGCGCCGUCUGUAGCACUGAAGAAGAGCAAAGGUGUGCAGAAGCUCGCAACUGAGUCUGAUGGCGGUGUCGCAUCAUCUGAUGAGAAAGAUCCUGUUAAAGAAUCCACAGAAAAUGAUGAUCAGUCCUUUAAGCAAUGUCCUGAAAGUCUAAACCAAACUCCGGAGACUGAGAAGCCUCUUAGGAAAGAAAAGGAGAUCCAUGCACCAACAAAACCAGAGAUCAAAUCCAAGAAAACAGUUAAAGUGCCACCAAGUGGUAAAUUUCCUCCUCUUCCAUACACAGAGCCUCCAUGGGCCGAGGUACCAGGCGUCCCUUACACCUUCGAGUUGCUUAAAAAUGGAGCCAUACUGGACACAGUGCCUCUCAGUCAGCAGAGUUACUUUGUGGUGGGACGCUUACCUGUGUGUGACAUCUCUCUGGAGCAUCCCUCCAUAUCACGCUAUCAUGCCGUGGUGCAGUAUCGUGGAAAGGUAGGAGACACCGGUGUUGUAGGAGAGGAGCUUGGAUUCUACAUCUACGAUCUGGGCAGUACUCACGGCACUUUUGUAAACAAGAACAAGAUCCCUCCGAAAACGUAUAUAAGAUUGCACGUCGGCCAUGUCCUGAAGUUUGGAGGAAGCACCCGGCUCUUUAUCCUUCAGGGUCCUGAAUCGGAUGAAGAGGCCGAGUCGGAGCUGACAGUUACAGAGCUGAGAGAGCGAGCCAGGAAGCAGCGAGAAGAGCUAGAGAAGAGGAUGAUGGGAGAUGGUUCAGAUGAUGAUGACGAUGUUGAUGAAGACAACAAGGAGGAGAAGAAUGAAGAGAGUGUUGCUCGAGGAAGACGUGCUGCAGAAGACAGUGGCUGCUCGUGGGGAAUGGGAGAUGAUGCAGCCCCGGAGGAGGAUGAGAACGAGGAGAAUCCAUUUGCCACAGAGUUUCAAGAGGACCAGGAAGCAGCCUACCUGAAAGAUCCCAAAAAGGCUCUGCAAGGAUUCUAUGAUCGAGAAGGAGAAGAACUGGAGUUUGAGUAUGACGACAAGGGACAUGGCACCUGGCUGUGCAGAAUCAAGUUGCCGGUGGAUGAUGCUCUGGGUAGGCAGCUGAUCGCUGAAGUCACACACUCUGGUAGAAAGAAGGAGGCGGCUGUACAGUGCUGUUUGGAGGCGUGCCGCAUGCUGGAGGCUCGAGGUCUGCUGAGGCAGGAGGCAGUCUCUCGCAAGCGUAAAAAGAAAAACUGGGAGGAUGAUGAUUAUUACGACAGCGAUGACGACUCCUUCCUGGACCGGACAGGUACUGUUGAAAGGAAGAGAAAAGAACGCAUGAAAAAAGCCGGCAAGAUCCAGGAGAGGCCCCAGACCUACGGCUCUCUGGUUGCUAAGCUCGCUGAAGUGGAGAAAGAACUGGCUACGACUGAGAACACGCUCAACUCUUCAGGGAAAGGGGGCUCCAGCUCAGCUACAGAGGACCCUCUGGAUGCGUUUAUGAGCUGUGUGCACAGUCAGGCCGCUGUGGACUUGGUACAGAGAAAGAAGAUGCAUGUCCAUGUUGCUGAACUGAAGAAGGAAGCACAGCAACUGCGAAAGCUCAUCGACUUAACCAGACCCACAGAGCUGCCCUCACUGCAGAGCCGGCCUGGCAAUCAAUCAUCUGAGCCUGACAAGCCCAAGAAGUUAGUCCUGCCAUUGUUUGGUGCUAUGAAAGGUGGCAGCAAAUUUAAACUGAAGACCGGGACCAUAGGGAAGUUGCCUCCCAAAAGGGCCAACCUGCCUUCUGAGCUCUUCAACAUGAAAGAACUUCCGCCUGGAGGAGAGGAGGAGGAAGAAGAGGAGGAUGAGCAAGAGGAGGGAGGGCAAAAGACAUAUGACAUGGACAAAGAGUGUAAAGAUGAGGAUAGAGAGAGCACAGCUGCUUCAGAGAUUGAUAUGGAGCCGGCACAGGCCGAUGAGACGCAACACGUCGAUGCCUCAGAUGCUGGAGAAACCUGUUCACGGAGCCCUAGAGAGGACACAGAGAGACCAGCUGUAAAGAGGCCUUCCUCACACGGAAAACAGAAGGCUAAAUCAGUUCAUCCUAAAGACGUCUCCCCCUCAGCACCUCAAGGGGAAGACCGACCUCCUCUGAAGAAGAGUGGGAAGAUGAUUGGUCCCAGCAGGCCUCCAAGCACCGUGUCCAAACAGUACCCAGAGGACGACCCUGAUUACUGUGUGUGGGUGCCUCCAGCAGGUCAGACCGGCGAUGGGCGGACUCAUCUUAACGACAAAUACGGCUACUGAGAGCCGUGAGACUUUUAUUGGUGUCAGCAUGAUGAGCAGCUGACAAAAUACUCCAUUCCCUCAAAAGUCUGGAUGGUUUAAGAGAGACUUGAGCACUUUGCAAAUGGAUUGUGAGCAGAGCAUUUUCUUGCAUUCUUUUGGCUUACCAUCUGUGUUCGCACUUACAGUGUGUGUUCUUAGUGCACAGCGCAAAUGGGUCUUGAAAAAGGAGCCUGGGAGGAGGAUAGUGAAUUACACUGUGAGGAUUUUUCUAAAUGUUAAAUCAGAAAUGUGAUGGAGCAGUCAUCGAACGUGGUCAGGACAAGCACUUACAUCGUCUGCAUUCUGAAUCCUGAUACGUUCACCUACAGAUAAUCGGUCAUACUGGACAAUUAAAGGAAACCACUCACCUUGAAUGGCUUGCAUGUUAAAUGUUUGAUUUUAACAUGUGCUCUUCAUUGGCAUCCGCAGGGUAUUUUUCUGAGUUAGCUUUUCUUUUUUGGUACAUUUUCACUUCCUUUCUACAUUAUGCACAGUGCCACAGGUGGUGCCAGUUCUUGUUUGAGAUCAUAAUCAUUGUAAAAUACAUUAGAGAUGUUGUUCUGUGUUCAGUCACGCACACAUCCUCCAACUUGUCACAGGAAUCAACCAACGAAUUAGCCCCACAAUCACUAAACCCAUCACUUUAUAUUGCAGUAUAAAUAUAUACAGUAUAUCAUGUGUUUCAGGGUGGAGUUUCCUUUACCAGCUAACUUUGUGUGUUUCAGUACUUUAACCCUUCAUAACUCCUUACUUGGUUUCAAGAAGCGGUCCAGUGCUGACUCAAUCCACCAUACUGGUCACUAUCUGUGUAACACUAGCUGUCCUGGCCGAGAUAUUAGGCCGUCCCGGGUGAGGUUAUUAAGCCGUCCAGCCAGAAACAGCAAGUGUUCAGGCUGGAUCUGUGUUGGGCUUGUGUUACCUUAGCCGAGAGAGGGCGAGUGUAUUCACCAGCCAUCUGGAGGCUUGCUCUGUAUCCUGGCUUUAAGAGCAAGCUGUCCAUGAAUCAAGUGACACGUGUGUGUAAGUUUGAUGAACAUAUCUGGGGGAAGGGUGAGUGUGCUGUGUGUAUGUGUUCCUUCUAUUUGAUAUUAAUGAAGAGUGACUCAGUGUUUUAAGGAGGCGUGUUGGCAUGAAUGUGUGUUGUUUUGUCCAAGGAAAGAUUAAGCCCUCCCACAGACUCUACAACUCUCCAGUAAUACUUUUUUUUAAGACCUUUAUUUAAUUGUUCUUUAGUCCUAGACAAGAUGUAAAAGAAAAGUGUAUUUUUUAUGACUCUACUUUUCAUAAAAUAAAUGGCUCAAUGUAUACUUCA
Hemibagrus wyckioides is the source of this 3769-nucleotide messenger RNA. RefSeq names its product solute carrier family 4 member 1 adaptor protein (gene slc4a1ap). Lineage: Eukaryota; Metazoa; Chordata; Actinopteri; Siluriformes; Bagridae. Gene Ontology annotation, molecular function: mRNA binding; protein binding. The record is from RefSeq and is a predicted model, not a curated record. The transcript has 14 exons. The coding region runs from base 19 to 2436 and encodes 805 amino acids.